Molecule: messenger RNA, 1118 nt
Organism: Phoenix dactylifera (date palm)
Lineage: Eukaryota; Viridiplantae; Streptophyta; Magnoliopsida; Arecales; Arecaceae
Source: RefSeq, a predicted model, not a curated record
AUGGCGAUUUGCUCUCCCUCGUCGGCGACGAGCGGCAGGACCCGGGUUGUCCACGCGCUGGUCGCCAGAGCGGCAGUGGCGGUGGCGGCUGGCGCCCCCGGCCCACGCCGCGGUGUACUUCAAGUGGUUCAGGAAGGAUGGGAGCCGGGUGGUGGGGAUCAUCCCUGCCCGGUCUGCCUCCUCGCGGUUCGAGGGGAAACUCCUGGUCUGGAUCCUCGGGAAACCCAUGAUCCAGGAACCGAACAUUGUAAUGAAGCACUUCAGAAGCAUGGAAAAAAUUAUGAUAUUGUUGUCAAUAUCCAAGGAGAUGAGCCUCUUAUACCAGACAUAAUAGAUGGUGUUGUUAGGGCUUUGCAGCGGUGUGCUCCUGAUGCAGUUUUCAGUACUGCUGUCACAUUCUUGAAACCUGAAGAUGGACUUGACCCAAACUGGGUUAAGUGCGUGGUGGAUAAUCCUGGUUAUGCAAUUUACUUCUCAAGGGGUUUGAUCCCAUAUAACAAGUCAGGAAAAGUCAACCCACAGUUUCCCUAUCUACUUCAUCAUUUGGGCAUUCAGAGCUUUGAUUCAAAGUUUGUAAGGAUCUCUCCGCAGCUUCCACCCACUCCCCUGCAACUAGAGGAAGACUGAAGUCUUGAACAACUUAAAGUUCUUGAAAAUGGGUACAAGAUGAAGCAUCAUUUUGGGUCCGAUGGACGCGAAACAACAGGACUCCAUGCAUGGCCGAGUUCAUCACCACUGCAACUAGGAUCACCCUAAUUGCUACUUGCAAAGGAAGGUGAUUUGCAUACAGUCCUCGAGCAAGUAUGCAGGCCCAGUGAAGCUUAUAUCCAUUUCCACCACAGUGGCCUGUAAUUUUGGUGGGCGUAUCCUGUUGCCAAUUGAGUCAAGAACAACAUAUCAUUCAAUAACAUUCCAAUAAUUUAAAGCUUUAUUUAGUUCUAAUUACUGAUCAAUCUGUAGCUUCUUUUCCUUUAAGUGUUCUUAAUUACUACAGCUGAAUAUUAUUCCUCAAUUUUUUCGUCUACACUGGUUAUAAAGCUAGAAAUAGGUGAAGUUACUGGUGACAUCCACCACAAGUUGGAACUUUUAGAUAAUAAAUGCUCUUGCUUGUUGGUCUA